Messenger RNA from Helicoverpa armigera (cotton bollworm), 7125 nucleotides. It is a transcript of the gene shtd, whose product is annotated as anaphase-promoting complex subunit 1. Gene Ontology annotation, cellular component: anaphase-promoting complex. The transcript has 25 exons. Gene Ontology annotation, molecular function: molecular adaptor activity. The record is from RefSeq and is a predicted model, not a curated record. The coding region runs from base 185 to 6481 and encodes 2098 amino acids. NCBI's taxonomy places the organism in Eukaryota, Metazoa, Arthropoda, Insecta, Lepidoptera, Noctuidae. Gene Ontology annotation, biological process: anaphase-promoting complex-dependent catabolic process; metaphase/anaphase transition of mitotic cell cycle; protein K11-linked ubiquitination.
UCAAACAAAUUCAACAGUCAAAAAAUUGUUCUAUGAUGGUAUUUCUCUCGUUAGAAAAACCACAAAAAAGUGAAUAAAUUGAUCUACAAUUUCACGUCGUGUGGUAGAGAAUAAUCUAGGCAUCAUUAAAAGCUCACGUGUGUGUGUCGUUACAAACAUUCUUUCAAAUCUGGAUGAAGAAAUUAUGAUUGCUGCGUCUGAGCCUUUGGAGUUUGUGCCACACGGCAGAACAGUGCUGGCGAGGCACCCGGGUCAGAUAUACAGCAAGCACAACACGUCAGCGUCGGAGAACUCCUUGCUGUACAAGCUCACCAACUUUGCUAUUAAGGAUGAGAGCUUGUUGGAGGCUCGGGAUGCUGAAGAACAGGAGUGGUGGUGCAUCCGCGAGGUUUACUAUAGGAGUACUGAUGAUUUUGAAGAUGAACCACAACCAAAAGACUCCAAGUAUGAGUACAACUCGGAAUCAUUUAGGGCCCCAAGUCGGCUCAAACAUGACUUCAACAUCUCCAUCAAGUCGGAACUUAUUAGCGGGAUGAAGAAGAUGGAUGCGGAAGGUUUGAACUCUGCUGGUCCUUCCCGAGGGGGUAGUGCUAAUAGUUCCAGCAAUAUGUCCAAGAAAUUUAACCUGACGUCUGGUCCGAGUAGGAGUAGUAAGGCUGCGAUAAACCCAAAGACUGAUUGCUCCUAUGAAGAGGAGUUGUAUGUGAAGGGAUGUACUGCUGUUUGGUCUAAAGGCCUCAUCUCCACACCAGCAACAAAGUUAUCAGACCCAGAACAUAGGGAAACAAUAGCAUGCUACACCAUAGAGAAUCCUAUAAAACACGCCGCCUUCUGCAAUUUUCACAUUGACAUCAAGAACACUAUGCUUAUAGAUGCUUUGAACACACAGAUAGGCGAUGUUAAGAAAAAUAUUAAGAUUGAAGAUACCACCGAACAUAUACAGACUAAAAUUAUGCCAGCUAUACUGUUAGUUGAUAAUAAGUGCAUGAAAGUAUAUGCUAAUGAAGGACGGGAAUACAUAACCAGUAUACCGUUCCAAGUGAAAAAAGUUUGGCCGAUGAAGUAUGGAGUUCUCCUUGAAAAGGAGGCUACACCAUUGACCCAAAACUCUAUCCUACCGAAUUCUUUUUUGAAAUUCAAUGAUUCACAAAACAGUACUUUUUCGAAGUCUAAAUCGAACUAUCCGUUUAACAUGAGUUCGAAGUUACGCGCAGAUUCUUGUGUGUCUGGCUUUGAACAGGAUGUUUCUUUACCUACUUGCUUCUCUUUGACACACCCUUUAGAUGAAGUGACUCCUAUUUUAAUGAAGUCUCCAUCACAAGGUCUUCAGUACUACAAUGAUGGAGAUAUGCAGAUAUUCUUUGUGAGCUCAAACCCCAGUAUAAUAUUGCUGUACGACUGGAAAUUGGGUACCCAUUCUCUAUGGCGGAUCAGGAAGACUUUGCGAGAUGAGUGCUUAUCAAUGUGCCCAAAUAUGAACUCAACUACUACAGUCUUUAGUCAGUCCUGUGACUUUGUCGGUAGUCCUAUGCAAAGCCAGAGGAAUGUCACUAGUUGGGCAACUGGUUUAGGAAGCCCGUACCAGUCUAAGAAAAUGCCUGGUACUCCAACAAUGUCUCGAUCAAGAAUCAACAGUCCCAUGGCCAACGUUUUCCACCAGCAAGGGUUAUCACCUCACGCUUCCAUCGGUCAAGCAUCCUACACAUCGAUGAUGGCUAACAAUGGUCCUCAAAACCCACCAUCAUUACCGUUGUACCCAGACAUAUGUCUGGACCAUAUCUGGACGGACACCCAGACAAUUCGGAGAGAUCCUAUCGAGUCAGCAAGUGAUAUGAAAACCUUUUUGCAUACUGACCUUGUUGGUCAUGAUUAUUUAUGUUUUAUUGUGAAAGUGGGAGGUGUAAGUAGGUUACAAAUAGUGAGAUUGCAAAGGUCCCAUUCUCUUGGGCAGACCUCUAAGACGAAUUUAAUGGUGGGUGCGGUUUCUACGGUGCUGGCUAAAGAUGCAGUGGUGUUGGAACAUUUGAAUAUGAUAGCACUUAUUGAUGAAGCGGGAAAUAUCAUUUUGCAGUCUGGUAAUCAUGUUGUUGGGAAGGUCCACGUAGGAGGUGUUCUAGCCCGCCUAAUAGACUCACCAUACACCAAACGGGCGACCUUCCAGUCUCCAUUCCCUCGUCGCAGCAGUCUGCUCCCCAGCCGGUGUAACGAGGCUUCCUUCGACGACUCAGCGCUGCAUCUCCUGUCGCCAGUGCCUCAUACUUCAGCGGCCAGGCUUGAGCAGAAAGAGAGCUUAGGUCUAUGUGGUCUCUGCGACGCGGCAGGGUCCCGCUUGACCUUGCAGUUCGAGACAGGCUCCAUGUAUCGCAUCUCGCUACCGCCACUGACGUGCUCCACGCUGGUCACGCGAUGCUACACCGCACUUAGAGCUAUACUACCUAAGGAUGUUACUAUGCAGGUCAUAAUCAAAUGGUACGGCGUACGCAACGCCCCCGGCACACAAGACCUAACUCCCGAACAAGAAUGGUCGAUGUUCUCGAACCUUCUACUCUCUCUCAUCGGCUACGACGUAGAACGACUGAACACUAAACAAAAUGAUGACGCAGAACCAGAGGUCGCUACUAAGAAACAGAGAGCAUCCAGUGACGGGUCACCAGAUGACUGGAAUUAUUUGCUAAAUUCCAAAAUGCAUAAAGCUAUAGGACAUUCUCUAACCAUGCUCAAAUUACCCAUACCAAACUCAGAUGGCUACAGAAAGGGAAAACGAACAAGCAUUGAACCGGAAAAAACUAGUUCUUUUAACACCAAUUCUGUAUUAUUCCCUUAUGUGUUACAAGUGUUGUACUCCUUACAUUUGGUUUACGAAGAAAUUAAGUUAAAUACUCUUUUGUGGAGCAAUUUGAGGCCGCUAUCAAACUUCUUGUAUCAGAUCUCAAAAGAUUUGAAACUCGAUGCAUAUGUCAAUCAUUACUGGCUGGAUUUUCCAACCGAUUUGAAUUUGGAAUACGAAGAAGAGUCUCAGAUAAAUGAGGGUAGUUUGAAGAAGUUGAGUGAACCAGUGUAUUUUAGUAGAGAACCGCCGAAUGUGUAUUCGUACUUGAAUUCAAUGUUGAAAGAUCUGGAUGUGGGCUACUAUCCUUAUUUAGCGGAUGUUAAUAAUAUGUCCAGGGAUAUCAUUGAGAUUCUAGCAAUAGUAGGCUGUGGCCGAAGUGCAGGUGUACAAACUAUAUCACACCGGGAUACUGUGACUGCCAGCAGCACUCCUCGCGCCCGGAGAGACUACAGCAGCCACGCUUCGCCCUACUGCCAUGCCGUCAUCACUGCCUGCGACAAAGGUAUAACCCUACGCGACAUAGACAACCUACCCCCCGCCAUAGGCCUACUCCUCCUCACAAUAUUCAGUCGUUGCAAGAGUUCUCCCCCAGCGGACUGGCCACCGGCGGCGUAUAACUUGGUGAUGAGGGAGGAUUUAGCUCAUCAGGCAGAAGUGGCCCAUACUAUGAAGACUGCUUCUGAUUAUAUGGAGUUCAUAGCUCUAGAGGUGCUGGAGAAAGACACAGUAUACACUCUAGCGUCUCGUCCAGUGGAGCGCGUGAGGAGCAACCCGGAGGACGCGGACGUCAUCACCGGCAUGGAACAUCUUAACACUCAGCUGCUGAGUCUAUUGUACCCCAGGGAUCAUAGAAUGACAGAAGUAAUAAACCUCCUCCAAUCGUCGAUCCCCGUGAACAUCAACUUGACGCAGCGGCCCGAGGUGUCCGACCACGACUUUAUUGAAGAACAGGAGAAGUAUUUAUAUGCCAUCAGCACUAGGACCAUGGCACUGCCUAUUGCAAGAGGCAUGGCAAGCCUCCGCACCGUCCCCUGCGGCGCCACAGAGGCCGUAGAGGUUCCACGUGUUUGUGUAUGGGGGCGGUGGCGGGGGCGGGGCGCGGGGGAGGCGGCGGGCGCGGGGGCGUGGCCCGCCUUCCACAAUGGCGCCGCCGCGGGGCUGGCACUUGUACCGUUACAUGGAUUUACUAUAGAUUCGGAGUGGGUUAUCUAUAAUAAGCCUAGGGGUACAGCCGAGAUGUCGACGGAACACGCGGGGUUCCUGAUGGCGUUGGGCCUGAACGGGCACCUGCGGGACAUGCCCUUCAUGAACAUAUACGAGUACCUCGUCAAGUGCAACGAGAUGAUCAGCGUCGGCCUACUGCUCGGCCUAGCUGCUACUUAUAGAGGAACCAUGGACGUCCAAGCGACCAAAAUGAUGAGCAUCCACCUGGAACCACUCCUACCUCCUACAUCCAUAGAGCUGGACAUUCAGCAGAACAUUCUAGUGGCGGCACUGCUGGGCGUAGGACUUAUAUACCAGGCCACUGCGCAUACCCACUACACGCAGGUGCUGCUCAAUGAGAUCGGCAAACCCCCCGGUCCUGAAAUGGAGAACUGCGUAGAACGUGAAGGCUAUGCCCUCGCAGCGGGCCUAGCCCUAGGCUUCGUAUGCGCAGGUGCCGGGGCGGGCUCGGGUGGAGCCCAGCCCGCACACGUGCGGACAGCGCAGAGGCUGAGGACCUAUAUGUUGGGAGGAGAUAAGGUGCCUCUUACUGGUUCUCAAAAAGAAAAAUACAAGCUCGGUUCCUUCGCCAUCCGUGAAGGUGCAACCGUCAACCUAGACGUGACAUCUCCCGGUGCAACAUUGGCCUUAGGCCUGAUGUACCUGAGGUCCAACAACGCAGCACUGGCAGGAUGGCUGGAGCCGCCUAGAACUGCCUACCAGCUGGACUUCGUGCGACCUGACCUGCUGAUGCUCAGGGUCAUCGCUAGAGGUCUAGUACUAUGGGACAGUAUAGAGCCGACAGAGGACUGGGUGGAGAGUCAGGUGCCGUCCACCAUCAAACCGUACUGCUUCGUCAAGCCGACCGAAGAUAACAUCGAUUAUGAGGCUAUGAACCAAGCAUACUGCAACAUCAUAGCAGGUGCUUGCUUUGCCAUGGGCCUUCGUUUUGCUGGCUCAGGCGACGAGGAUGCUAAGGACACCGUGCUACACUACGCCAAGCUGUUCAUCACUGUGGGCGGCAAGAGUGUGUCGGAGCUAGCUGGCCGGUCUACACUGGAGGCUUGUCUGUGUGUCUGCUUGCUCGCUGCCGGGAUGAUAAUGUGUGGUCGCGGCGACAUCGACGUGCUCCGUGUCUGCAGACGCCUGCGCGCGCGCACGCCGCACGCCGCACCGCACGCCGCGCACUCCACACAUGCGCCGCCACUCACACAUGGCGGACAGAUGGCAGUCCACUGCACAAUAGGCCUGCUAUUCCUGGGAGGAGGUCGAGCCACGCUCAGUACAUCGGCUACAUCCGUCGCCGCGCUGUUAGCUGCGUUCUUCCCUAAGUUUCCUACUCAUAGCGAGGAUAAUCGGUACCACUUACAAGCGUUCAGACAUCUUUAUGUGUUGGCUGUGGAAGCGAGAUUAAUAUUACCCAGAGAUAUUAGUACUGAAAAACUCUGCUACGCUCAUAUACAGGUGAUUGAUCUAAAUAACGUAGUGAAAGAAAUGAAAGCGCCGUGUAUAAUACCGGAGUUGGAUACACUGAAAGAGGUGAAGAUUAACGACCCGCGGUAUUGGCCCAUUACCUUCCAGAGAGACCGCAAUUGGGAUCAGUUGAAAUUAUUCCUCGAAUAUUCGUGGUGCAUAGACAUAAAACAACGUGCCGGCUGCCUGUCAUACCUCGCCGACCCGCAAGGCUUCCUCACCAUAUUGGCGCAAACACUCACACUCGACAAGGCCAACAUUUGGUCAACCAACACAGACAAUAUCGAUCUCUUUACCAACGAUGAUAAGGUUCAAAACUUCGUCAAGCAAUACCUCUUCAAAGAUGUUGGAACCAAUGUUUGUGCUGACUGUUUGGUUAUUGGUAAGAAGAAGAAGAAAGAUGUGGUGUUCAGUAAUCAGUGUCAAUGUAGGCAGUAUACGAAGGAAGAGAGGGAACAUUUGCAAACGUUGGGCAUGGUGACCUAUGAGUGUGUGGUCAAGGAUAUAUUGUGUGCGCUGCCCAUUUGGACUACUUUUUUGAAGAUUAUAAAAACAAUGAAACCCGACCCAUCAUCGUACCACAUUUGGCAGAUAAAGCUCCUUCUAUCACAAAUCGAGAGUCACAACAAACGUACUAUGAACGAAAUGAAGAUCGACGGACAAGAGUCGACCAACGAACCGUUAAUAUCCAGCGAAUUCACUCUGGCUAUCAAACAGAAAGUUUCUAAUAUAUUUGAUUCUUGGGAAAGUAGAUUAACCCCGUUUCUAAGGAAAUAUCUUGGUCUGCCCAGUAGUAGGAAGAUUAGUGCGUGUGAUGAUGAUGUUAAGAAGAUUUUGAGCGGCUUUCUGGUUUAUCAUGAUCUGCCGAAAGGUGCUUUGAAAGAGGCUUUGGGUGAUGAGGCCCUCUCAGUCCUGCUACAACUGGACAGUGUCCCCGUAGAGGGGUCCAGAUGGGUGUUGCAGCUGCUGAGCUGAUGCAGCGCCCCGCGGUACCGCACCCGGGCCAGCUGCCGACAGGCUUGCAUGCACAAUCACUAGCAUACUGAUACAUAAGGAUGAAUAUAUGGAAUACAAUACAGAGAUAAGAAAAAUACAUGCAGACAAGCAGGUCUUAACUGUAACUAGUAAGGGAAUAAAGAAUAUUUGGACACAAUGUAGAAACACUGAUGAGAAUAUUAUACAUAAAUAAUAAAUUAUUAAUGAACUCUAUACAAUGUAUUAAGCAGUACAUAAUUGAUAAUUUUUAACCAAGUUUGGCCGACCAUGUCUCGAUUGUCUUAGAACCGAUUUGUACAAUUCUCUUAUGUUUAUUCAGGCUUUUAUUCUGCUGGCUUCAUUAAUGGGCUCAGCUGUAGUUUUACGCAUUCAACUCUUGUAAGAAAGUAAAUCAUUAUAUGCUGUCCAGUUUCAUUAACUUGAUUAUAUAGCUAAACACACGUUCACCCAGUGUUUAAAUAUUCUAUGUAGUAACACUGAAUAUGUUUUGUAAUUGCAAUAUUAUGCAGUAUUCAUAUUAACCUACCAAAUAUAUUCUACUACAAAAAUGUGUACAGUACAAAGUACAGUAUAUUCUCAUAUCUAGUAAUAUGACUUACUUGCAUAAGGAAAAUGUGAUACUU